CUACUGCAGGCGCAGGAAGUGAUUGACGGGCGUAGAUUGCCGCGAUGUUUUGAACAUUUUAACACCAUAUGUUCCGUUGAUUCAUAAGUCCCCUCUGCAGGCUUUGUGCUGUCAUCCUUGGUCACGGUGUUGCACCUGGCAACAUAUCUUGGCGCGUGAAUCUGAGUGGUACUCUCUUGCGUGCAUGCCAUGUGCGCUUUGCGCAACAGCCAUACUGACCAUACAACAGGUCGAAGCAUGUGACUUCAUCUGCGUGGUGGUUGCAUAGAACAUCUACAGCCGACGUUGCGCUUAUUCAGAGACCGUCAACAACUUGCUUAGCUGUGUGUUACGUGCGACCGAAGCGUGAAAACUGUGCCCCAAAAUCGUGGAUGACCGUGAACUAGCUUGUUGUCGGUCAUUGCGCUGUAGAAUCACCAGCGCAAUAAACGAGACUCGAGUCGAGCAUGCGAAUAUGUUCUGAGCGGCGUGUCGGUGAGUUGCAACGUGACACUUCUUCACUGGCAGCAACCUGUGUGUGUGUGUGCAACAUAGGCAUUGUGACAAAGUUGUGUUAACUGCACUUAUUCACCUUGCGUAAUCCGUCAAAGCCUCGUCGACACCGCGCUCCUUAAUUGCAACCACAGAAACUGGGCUGGCAUCAUGAGCGAAAGUGAUGAAAGUAGUCGGGGCACCAAAGAGAGGCGCCGGAGACGCACACAGUCACCAUUGUGCACUGCGGGGCCAACUAGUGAGACAGAGGAAACCUUCAUUGAGGAAGCAAAUGGUGUUCACAGAAAGAACACGAAAAAGAAAUAUUGGGACUUGUCCAUGUGUGACAGUGAUGAGCACAGCGAAGGAAAAAAGAAACAUAAACGCGGGAAGCAACGCAAAAGUGCUGUAGGAGAAAAUUCUGCCUCUGGUGAAGAGGAAAUGUGCUCUGACAAACAUCCCGCAACUUUGAACCCCCAUUCCCUCGCUAGUGACGAACUUGUUGAGGCGAGUCAAGGAGAAAGGAGAUGCAAGAAGGUGAAAAAACGAGGUGUGCACUGUGAUAGUAGCGAAGUUGUGGAUGCGCCUUGUGUUGAAGAAACUGAGGAAGAAGUUGAAGUUCAUGGCAAGAAGAAGAAGGAGGGUGAUCGGACUCCCGAGUAUCACGUUAAACGUCACAAAAAAAGGCAUGAAGCACUGCAGGGCAACAGCAGUACUGAAAGUGACACACUGCUUUACAGUGGCGAGACUUGUAAGGAUGACACUGCACUGCCAAAUGACAAAAAUAAAAUAAUGUCUGAGGCAGGUGACAGUGACAGUCAAACUAUAAAGAGUCCACACAGAAAGAGGUGUAAAAGUAUCGACAGGUAUAAUCAGGCAGUCAAAAGUCCAAAUCAUCGAAUGAAGCAUUUUAAAACUAAUACUCCUAACCAUAGAGAUAGUACAGUGCUAUCCAGCAUGACUGAUCAAAGGGGUAGCAUGACCUCUGAACAUGCUGACAAUUUUCUGCAUAAAGGCGCAAGCCCAGUAAAAGCACCGAAGGUUUCCUCGCAGAAGAAAAAGCGAAAGCUGGCUAACCUAGAAGGCAAUGCUGAGGCCUUGUUUUGCGAUUUCAUUCAUGAUAUUGACGUGGAUUUGCCUGAGACCAUGGAGGAAACUACAUCGACAGUGCCAGUUCCAGAAGACCUUGAUAAUGAGAAAAGUGCAGAUGGCAGUUCUAUAAAGGAAAAGGCAAAGCUUCACAACCCCCAAAAGCUGGGAAAUAGCAAAAUGCUAUCAAAAGCAGGUGCAGGCAAUUUUAGUUCUGCAGCCCAAAGGUCUGAAAGUACCUUGGCAGAUGAGAGUGAUGCCCUGUUUAGUAGCGAGGGUAGCGGUCGUGGUACAUGUAGUGGGGACAUGUCUGAUGUUCUCACACCAGAGCAGACGCAGCAUUCUUCAGCCUUAUCAAGCUUUUCACCAAGCACGCCUAGUUCAAAGAAAGGUACACCAGUCUCUAAAUCCAACACCCUGUUGAAGCCAUGCAAACAGAGCUAUAGGGAAAAAGCUGCAGCAUUUAACGAUCUACGCACUGAACUGUUUGAAGGAGCUUCAUCAGAAACAGCAUUUCGCAAGGAUGGAGAAAAGUCAAGCUCUCCUAUUGAUUCGGAAUUUUUGGAUUACUUGCGUGGCAAACAUGGCUUCCCUUCUAUUCAUGACAAGACGAAACCAUCACCUGAAGCAAUAAGGUGCUACGAGGAAGAAACAGGACUUACUAUUGAUAAUGGAAAGUACACUGCUAAGGAGGACCAUAUUCUUCUCAGGAAUAUUUAUGGCAUAGCAAACUAUUACAACAUCCGUUAUCCUUACAUGAUUGUGGGACACUGUGGAGAUCAUGACCCGGCUUUACAGAAGCAAGUAAAGGACUUGGUUAGACAAGAGAAGUUGCUGCGAAUAUUAGGUAGAGGAUUGCCUCGCAGGACAAUUCAUUCAGCCUAUAUGCGGGCUCGUAUUUUGUUGAAUCCCUUAGGCGAUCCUGCAAAGGCAGUGCUAACUCCAGAACAGAAGAAACAGGUGCUGCGCAUGUAUGACAUGGUUGGGCCAAAAUGGACAGAAAUGGCACAGAAGAUGGGCCUUGGAGCAGAGCAGUUGAGAAGUGCUUUUCGUUUUGUCAAGGACAAAGAAACUUUCGCAACUGGCAAGUGGGAAAAAUCGGAAGACGAUCUCCUCAAGGAGGCUGUUGAACAUCAGACUGGUGACGGGAAGACAAAACUGAAGGACAUCAACUGGCAGGCAGUUGCUCAUCAUGUACGAAGUCGAAAUGCAGUUCAGUGUAAGAGGCGGUGGACCUUGACACAGCUGAAACAUCAGCCUAAGAAGGGAAAGCGGAAAUGGAACAAAUUUGACUCUAUUCACCUGAUCUGCAUAAUGCACAGGCUCAAUGCAAGCAGGUCAUCGGAAGUUGACUGGGAAGCUGUAGGAGAGUCAUUCCCAUGGGCACCAUCCCCCUUGGUUGCCAAGUAUCACUGGGAAGGCACACUGAAUUCUUAUCUCCCACCAGACAAGCGCAAGGAUUUUCAUUCUAAGGUAAAGAAUUUGUACAAGAUAGCACUGCCAUUCCUGCUAGCAAAAUAUGGGAAAGGAAAUACUUUGGAUGAAAUUAUAGCACUUUCUAAGGCUCAAGAAGGCACUUAGAAAAGCCCAUGGCAGCAUAUUUGCCCUGCAUCCUCCACCUUGUUUGGCUCACUUUUAUUUGUGAAGCUGCUUUCUAUUUUUUCUACCCAUCUCAUUCAUGGUCAUCGCAUGUGGAAAGGACAGAACAGUGUUAUGUUUGUUAUACAUAAUGCAUUUUCAUCAGAAGCAUGUACAAUAAAUUUUUUCUUUGGCCUUGUUAAACUACUACCUGUU
Messenger RNA from Rhipicephalus sanguineus (brown dog tick), 3354 nucleotides. RefSeq lists its product as uncharacterized. The coding region runs from base 643 to 3141 and encodes 832 amino acids. The record is from RefSeq and is a predicted model, not a curated record. NCBI's taxonomy places the organism in Eukaryota, Metazoa, Arthropoda, Arachnida, Ixodida, Ixodidae. The transcript has 13 exons.